Messenger RNA from Acomys russatus (golden spiny mouse), 1701 nucleotides. RefSeq names its product matrix metallopeptidase 23B (gene Mmp23b). The record is from RefSeq and is a predicted model, not a curated record. Bases 188 to 1366 code for a protein of 392 amino acids. Gene Ontology annotation, cellular component: extracellular matrix. Gene Ontology annotation, molecular function: metalloendopeptidase activity; zinc ion binding. NCBI's taxonomy places the organism in Eukaryota, Metazoa, Chordata, Mammalia, Rodentia, Muridae. The transcript is spliced from 8 exons. Gene Ontology annotation, biological process: proteolysis; extracellular matrix organization; collagen catabolic process.
UGUCCCAGACAGGCCAGCUGGUUCACAACUGGAGCCAGCGCCGCCGCCGGCGGGUCCUCGCCCCACUAUAGGGCUGUAACUUGAGCCGCCCCGCCGCCAACCCCCCUCCUACUCCGCCCCAGCUCUGCGGUCCAGGCCCCUGCGUCGCGCUGCCCCUUGUGGCCCUGAACCCGACAGUGAGACUGCCAUGGGCUGCCGGGCCUGCCUCCUUCCGAAGGCGUCCGGCGCUGUACAGGGCCGCUGGUUGGGGACUGUCCUGAGUGGGUUGUGCCUUCUCUCCGCGCUGGCGUGGCUGGAGUGGCUGGGGGCUCCGGCAGAGACCGCCCGGAGUGCAGCUCAGGGAAGUGUGGACGCACCAAACUCUUCAGGGGGCUCCACUGCCCAGGUCCCCAGCCUGCUGACCAUGCUGGUGGCACGAAGACGUCGCUACACGCUGACACCAGCCAGGCUGCGCUGGGACCACUUCAACCUCACAUACAGGAUCCUCUCCUUUCCCCGGAACCUUUUGAGCCCGGAAGAGACAAGGCAGGGCCUGGCUGCUGCCUUUCGCAUGUGGAGCGAUGUUUCCCCGUUCAGCUUCCGUGAGGUGGCCCCAGAGCGUCCCAGUGAUCUCCAGAUAGGUUUCUACCCAGUCAACCACACCGACUGCUCGGUCUCUGCUCUGCACCACUGCUUUGACGGGCCCACAGGUGAAUUGGCCCAUGCUUUCUUCCCUCCCCACGGUGGCAUUCACUUUGAUGACAGCGAGUAUUGGAUCUUGGGCCCCACACGCUACAGCUGGAAGAAAGGUGUUUGGCUCACGGACCUGGUGCAUGUGGCAGCCCAUGAGAUUGGCCACGCACUGGGACUGAUGCACUCACAGCAAGAUCAGGCACUCAUGCACCUCAAUGCCACAUUACGAGGCUGGAAGGCACUGUCCCAGGAUGAGCUGUGGGGAUUAUACCGACUCUAUGGCUGCCUGGACCGGCUGCUUUUGUGUACAUCCUGGGCACGAAAAGGAUUUUGUGAUAUCCACCAGAGGCUUAUGAAGAGACUCUGCCCCAGGAGCUGUGACUUCUGUUAUGAAUUCCCAUUUCCCACCGUGGCCAGCACCACAUCACCCAUCAGAAUGAAAACCAAGUUUGUGAGAGAGGGCAGGAAUAUGACCUUCCGCUGUGGGCACAAGAUCCGACACAAGAAAGGCAAAGUAUACUGGUACAAGGACCAGGAGCCCCUGGAGUUCUCCUACCCUGGCUACCUGGCCCUGGGCGAAGCACAGCUGAGCAUCAUCGCUAACGCUGUCAACGAGGGCACCUACACGUGUGUGGUCCGCCAGCACCAGCGUGUUCUCACUACCUACUCCUGGCGGGUCCGAGUGAGGAGCUGAGUCUGCCACAGCCUCUGACUGCAGCCAGCAGAUAAAGCACUUUCUCUCCAAUGUCUCCGUGCUGUUUCAUGGAAAGAGGGAAGGCUAGGCUUUGCCACCUGUCUGUGGGAUCCAGGGUCAGCACUCCUCUAUUUCUGCAAAGUCCUUUGAGGUGAACACAUAGUCCACAGUGCAGCAAGGGCUUUGCAAAGAUGGCCUCUAGAGCCGGGAGGUAAAGUGGAGCCAGCUGUCAGCACCAGGGGAGACUGCAGUGUGACUGGAGGGAUCAGGGUGAGGGGAGGGAAGAGCUGAGGUCAAGAUGGUGUAACAGGGUGUGGUGCUUCUUUUUUUUCCCU